UUCGCCUCCACAAAGCCGCCGUCAAGAAGAAAAAAAAAGGUUCACCUCCACAGCUCCACUCUCCCAAAACCCCAACCCCGUCGAUUGCUCCCGCUCCCGGACCGCCGCGCUAGGCUCGCCGGCUUCCGGCCACCACAGAUCGAUCCACUCUCAGCGCAGGAAGGCCUGGGACUUGGUCAACCAAAAUAUGGCCUACAUGUUGGUCACAAGUUUAGGGCAGUAACAAAGGGUGCAAGCGUGAUGCGCUGCAAAUUCUAUUUGCAUAUUGUUGUUGCAUAAAGAUAUCAGAAGGUUUAGAUCUGCUCUUACUAGUGCAUCAUCAGAAACUUCUUAUUUGGAGCAUAUUGAUGCCAGGCUUCUAGAGUAGUAGUUUAUGUAAGGGCUUUUGUGGCAAUUUGCUAGAAAAUUUGAUGGAGUGCAACAGAGAAGAGGCUUUGAGGGCCAGGGAAAUAGCUGUAAAAAUGCUGGAAAAUAAAGACUUUCUUGGGGCCAGAAGGAUUGCGCUUAAAGCUCAAAGGCUUUUUCCAGGGUUUGAGAACAUCCACCAGCUGUUAACUGUCUGUGAAGUGCAUUGCGCCGCAGUUGCAAAAAUUAAUGGAGACUUAGACUGGUAUAGAAUUCUCCAGGUGGAGGCAACAGCAGAUGAGACGGUCAUAACAAAGCAAUAUGACAAACUUGCCUUUUGGCUCCAUCCUGAUAAAAACACACUCUCUGGUGCUGAAGUUGCUCUGAAGUUGGUCUCAGAAGCUCGCAAGAUACUCUCUGAUCGUACGGAGCGGUCUUUGUAUGACAUCAGAAGGCAGUAUGCUUCCAAACAUGUGACAAGCAAAGCUUCACAUGUACCAAAUAAGACUGGUGGAAAUAUAAGUCAUGUGAAUGGAUGCAAGCAACCACCUGCUUUAGUAGUGGUGUUCUGGACCAUAUGUCCGCAUUGUCGGAGGCGAUUUGUGUACUACAAAAAGAACUUUUUGGUCAUCUGUGAUAACUGUGGUAAAUUGUUCUUUGCAUUCAAGCUGCAUGAGCAGACAACGCCCUCGAGUUUCCUAUCUUAUUCAGCAAAUAAUGCUGAAGUUUCACCUGGGAAGAUUUCAUGUCAACAACAUGGCGUCACCAAUCAGCAGGCCCAGACAGGGGGGAACAUUGACUCGGAACCUACCAUGAAUGUUGCUCGAAUUGAUGAACAUACAGAAAGGGAUGACAGGGCAAGCGGUGAUGAGGAAGGUAACCGUUCAGAGACAAGAAGCGAUGUAGUUCAGUUUUCAGCAAUGAACCAAGCUAAAUCUUCUGUGCCUGCCGCAGACAAGGUAUCAGUUAGCAAUUUGAGAUCAACUCAUCCUGAUCCAAACCUCAUUUCCACACAGAAUGAAGAUGCAUCUCUAGUGCCAAAUAUUGCAAGGUCCUCGAGCCUUCAGAGAUUAGGUAAGAGAAAGCAAGAUGAUGGCACAGACUGCAGCCACGGCACCGGCUCCUCUAAUUAUAAGAGGCAAAGGAACCAUGACUUACCAUCUAGUGCUUCUGAGCAAAUGUCUAAUGACAAUGCUGCUGUUGCUGAGAAUCAGUCUGCUGAGCAUCAUGCCUUAAGUAGAGUGGAUAGCCAAGAUGGAGUAAUUGCAAGUCAUGAAGCCAAUCAGCAAAGUUACAAGGAAGCAAGUGGUAGUGCUCCUCAGAAGCCUGGCAGUCCUGUGAUUGCCUACAAUCAUCCUGACUUUUUUGACUUUGGCAAGAUCAGAGAUGUAAACCUGAUUGCAGUUGAUCAAAUCUGGGCCCUUUAUGAUAACCUUGAUGGUAUGCCAAGAGUUUAUGCUCAGGUAAAGCGCAUUGAUACUUCUGACUUCCGAGUUCAGCUGACGUGGCUGGAGUACAAUCCAAGGAAUGAACAAGAAGCCAAUUGGAAUAAUAAGGAGUUGCCUGUAUCUUGUGGAAGCUUCUGCUUAGGAGGAGAAACGAACCUAUUACAAGAUCCAUCCAUAUACUUGUCUCACAGAGUUCCAUUGACAAAAGGCAAAAAUGGGAACUCCUAUGAAAUAAAUCCUAAUAAGGGUGAGGUAUGGGCUCUUUAUAAAAGAUGGAGCAUGCAAUGGAUCUCUGAUGCAGAUAACUGUCGAUCCUAUGGAUAUGAUCUUGUGGAAGUUAUCUCUGAUGGCUCAACGAGUGGCGAUGUCAUUGUUUCGCCGCUAAUGAGGAUUGAAGGCUUCGUUAGUCUGUUUGCACAAGCUAAGGACAAAUGCUUUUUUUUGAUACCAUCAAGUGAGCUACUGAGAUUUUCUCACUGCAUCCCCUUUUAUAGAACAAAUGGAAAUGAAAGGGUGGGCGUUGCAGAAGGGUUCCUGGAACUGGAUACAGCAGCUCUUCCAAGUGACCUGGAAAGAGCAUUUCCUUCCAGUACUCUCGGCUCUUACAUGUCUUCGGAAUUCAUUUCUUAUCCAUAUCCAGAAUCUGAAUUCCACAACUUCGAAGAAGACCGGUCAUGCGAGAAGUUUGAAAAUGGCCAAAUUUGGGCUAUCUACAAUGAUGCUGACACAUUCCCGAAUGUGUAUGGCUGGGUGAGGAAAGUUGAGACACAACCGUUCGAAGUGCAUUUGACCUGGCUCCAGGCCUGCCCUCAGCAGGCGCAGGAGAAGCUUUGGUUGGGGCAGAAUGUACCUGUGAGCUGUGGCAAAUUUGAAAUACGAAGCUGGGAAGACAAGUAUGGUGGAAACCAUUCCUUCUCCGAUUUGGUAGAAAAUAGCCAAAUCAAUAUGAACUGGCAGGUUAAAAUUCAUCCGAAGGUCGAUGAAGUUUGGGCCAUCCACAAGAACUGGUCACCUGAUUGGGUUCCUUCUAGCAACAAGCACACCACUCAUUAUGCUAUCGGGGAGAUCGUCGAGUGCAGUAAACGAAGCACAUUAUUGUCUUUCCUGACUAAAGUUGAUGGCUAUGUCGCUGUGUUCAAGCCUGACCCGAUCAAGGAAGUACUGAAAAUACCGAGGAAAGAGAACCUGAGAUUUUCUCAUCGAAUUCCGUCAUUCCGUCUCACAGAAGAGAAAGGCGGCAAGCUCCGGGACUUCUACGAGCUUGACCCAGCUUCUGUCCCCGGUGAUUUUCUGUAGAAGGGCGCCCUCCUUGAAUUGACACUGUUAACGCUUGCCUUUUCGGAGGACAGCAAGAGGGAAUUAACCACACGAUAUGUAACUAUAGGCAGCUUUGUGUUUUGCGCCUGAACCUAGGGCAUGGCAUAUGCUGGCUAAAUGUGGCGCAUUUGUAUCGCAGGACCAUGCAUGCUAAGUUUCUUUUGGGGUCUCUUAAUUUAGUUAGUGUAAUAUUGGCAGUCAUGUUGAACUGAAAGUAACUCACAGUGAAGCCGGUGGUGUUUGCUGGAUGCAAUGAAGCUGUUGUGCCAUCGA
Messenger RNA from Hordeum vulgare subsp. vulgare (domesticated barley), 3383 nucleotides. RefSeq lists its product as uncharacterized. The transcript is spliced from 3 exons. The coding region runs from base 411 to 3089 and encodes 892 amino acids. NCBI's taxonomy places the organism in Eukaryota, Viridiplantae, Streptophyta, Magnoliopsida, Poales, Poaceae. The record is from RefSeq and is a predicted model, not a curated record.